Hyalella azteca is the source of this 1237-nucleotide messenger RNA. RefSeq lists its product as uncharacterized. The record is from RefSeq and is a predicted model, not a curated record. The transcript has 5 exons. NCBI's taxonomy places the organism in Eukaryota, Metazoa, Arthropoda, Malacostraca, Amphipoda, Hyalellidae. Bases 707 to 1237 code for a protein of 176 amino acids.
CGUGGGUAAUUCAAUGGUCGCAGUCAUAACUUGGUUGAGGUAACAGGAGACCAGCCACGGUACCGCAUGAAAUUUCUACAUCAACAAAGCAAAAAAUAUCAUAAAUCCUGCAUGAAAGGUGGAUUCUAUUGCAAGUUUUGUAGUCGCGUCACAAAAAAUUUGAUUUCAAGAGACGCUAGGUUGCUGAACUCGGUACAGUGAACAAGCUACUGUGCAAGUUAGACCUUGUUCCUGCGUUGUUUAGAGCUUGUCUCUGCAUAUGUUUCAUGCUUCUUUUGAAACGUGUUUUCUGCGCACGAACAACACGUUUUGAAACAUGUUUCAUGAAACUGCGAUAAGAGCUAUUCUGAGACAAUACAGAUAACGAAAUCGAGAUUCGUGUUAAAAGAGAGAGGAUGAAAAGAGACAUGAUAAGACGAGAGCAAAUAGAUACGAGAGGAUGAUAAGGCAAGAGAUUGCUUAGACAAGAUCGCGUCUGUCGCUCCCAGUCACGUGGCGUCCCAAGUCCCAGCGCUGCGCGGUGUAGGUUGCUAAGCAAGUUAUGGUCGCGCCAGGCGCUGUACAGUCGCCUCGUCGGAAUAAUAUAUGAGUAAAGUGAAUGACAACCGAGGCAAAGUGUAUGGCAACAGCGCUAAAGUAAAUAACAAUUUGUUCUCGAUUGUUUCUAGCUUUUUUCUCCGUCACGCCCGGCAAAUUUUCCUGGAGGAUGGCCCCGGAUAUCAAGGUGCAGUUCGUGCCAUGUACGGGUGACGUCGUCGUUCUCUCGCUGCCCUGGUCCGACGUGCGGGACAUACAGGCCCUCACCCACAAGGUACACGCUGCUGCUGCCGUGCCCCCAGACACCCACGUCCUCGUCGGGAGGCUGGACGACGCUGGAGUCUUCAGGGAACUGGGGGACGACGCCCCUGCCCCUCCUGACGCCUCUCUGCUGGCGCUCGAGGCACCAGCGCUGAAGUCAAGCGCUUAUUUCUUGGCCGUGGUGAACGUGGGCACCCCCCAACUGGUCCACCCCCCCACCUCCAUCCCCCCCGUGCUGCCCUUCUCCCUCCCCCUACUGCGCACCCUCAACUACGAUCAGAUUUAUGACGCGGUGCUGGCCAGGCUUGGGGCGCUGUGCCCCCCGCCCCCUGAGGAGGUGAACGGACGCCCUUGGUGGGUAUGGGACGACCCACAGCACCAACAGGAGCGGCAGGCCCGAGGAUACCCUGAAGAAGAGUUUGUUAUCUGGAUAACCUGA